AUGGGGUCCAAGCAGAUCGCACAGGAAACCUUUGAUGAUGCAGUGCAGGAAAACAUCGCAGAGUUCGAGAUGGACCCGGAGGAGGCUGUGAGAGAAGCUGUGCAGCAGUUUGAGUCUCAAGGUGUGGACCUGAGCAAUAUUGUGAAAGCUGUUCGGUCACCUUCCUCAGAGAAUGGGCAGAGGCAAAAGCACGAGAUUCUCCUGACCCUGGAUUCCCUGGGAAGGGCCGUGGAUGCCUCAGCCCUGGCAGAGCUGCCUGAGCAGCUCCAAACCUUCACGGAGCAGUGCCGGGAGCAGUUAGCCUUCCGCUACCUGGCCGGGCAGAACGGCGCUUACUCCGUGGUGUUCUCUGCCUGCCAGCUGGCUCUGGGAGACAGGAAUUUACUGCUCCAAGCCUUCUCCACCCUGUCUGCCUUGCUGGAUGGGCAGCCAGACCUGCUGGACUCAGCCGGGCAGGAGCUGCUGCUGCAGAUGCUGCGGGAGCGGCGUGAGGACGCGGAGGUGACGCUGGUCGGGAUCCGCUGCGUGCGACACGCGUGUCUGAAGCACGAGCAGAACAGGCAGGACUUUGUCAAGGGAGGGAUUCUGCCCCUCCUCACUGGAGCCAUCAUCCAGCAUGGGGACAGUGCUGACGUGGUCAGGACAGCAGCCUCAGCCCUCAGGGUCAUGACCUUCGAUGAUGACAUCCGUGUGCCCUUCGGUCAUGCCCAUGAUCAUGCUAAAAUGAUUGUGUUGGAAAAUGAUGGGUUGAGAGUCCUCAUUGAAGCUGCAAAAGCCUUCACAGACAACUCCAGUGUCCUCAGUGAGCUCUGCGCCACCCUCUCUCGCCUCUCUGUCAGGAAUGAGUUCUGCCAAGAGAUUGUGGACCUUGGGGGCUUGAAUUUUAUGGUGACUCUCCUGGCUGACUGCAUGGACCACCCGGACGUGGUGAAGCAGGUGCUCAGUGCCAUCCGCGCCGUGGCUGGCAACGACGACGUCAAAGAUGCCAUUGUGGACGCUGGGGGAACUGACCUCAUUGUCCUUGCCAUCAGCCACCACCUGGCCAACCCUCAGAUCUGUGAGCAGGGCUGUGCAGCCUUGUGCGUGUUGGCUCUGCGGAAGCCUGAGAACUGUGGUGUCAUCAUGGAAGGUGGUGGAGCCUUGGCAGCACUGCAGGCCAUGAAAGCUCACCCACGAGAAGUGGCUGUACAGAAACAGGCCUGCAUGCUGAUCCGUAACCUGGUGUCCCGGAGCAGGGACUUCUCCCAGCCCAUCCUGGACAUGGGAGCUGAGAACCUCAUCACAGAAGCUCGUGCAGCUCACCGGGACUGCGACGACGUGGCCAAAGCUGCCCUGAGGGAUCUGGGCUGCAAGGUGGAGCUGAGAGAGCUGUGGACAGGCCAGAAGGGGAGCCUGGCUCAGUGA
Messenger RNA from Acanthisitta chloris (rifleman), 1404 nucleotides. It is a transcript of the gene ARMC6, whose product is annotated as armadillo repeat containing 6. The record is from RefSeq and is a predicted model, not a curated record. The transcript has 7 exons. The coding region runs from base 1 to 1404 and encodes 467 amino acids. Gene Ontology annotation, molecular function: protein binding. Gene Ontology annotation, biological process: hematopoietic progenitor cell differentiation. Lineage: Eukaryota; Metazoa; Chordata; Aves; Passeriformes; Acanthisittidae.